Messenger RNA from Sycon ciliatum, 7647 nucleotides. RefSeq lists its product as uncharacterized. The record is from RefSeq and is a predicted model, not a curated record. Lineage: Eukaryota; Metazoa; Porifera; Calcarea; Leucosolenida; Sycettidae. Gene Ontology annotation, molecular function: G protein-coupled receptor activity. Bases 645 to 6932 code for a protein of 2095 amino acids. Gene Ontology annotation, biological process: cell surface receptor signaling pathway; G protein-coupled receptor signaling pathway. Gene Ontology annotation, cellular component: membrane. The transcript has a single exon.
GAGGUAGAGCUCCGGAGGGGGUCAUUCUGACACCUGUGGACCUCAUUUGGUGCAUGCUCUGUUCAUCAGCGGAUCUACGGGAUCCCUUGUGCGAGGGAGCACGCCGAGCCCGCCUGCUGCUGUCUGCAAUGUUGUGAGUGAGAGUUCGCCAGGCUGGUCGGGUGGCGCGAGAGACAAACGCAAAGACUGUCUGCAUGCAGUGCAGCAAAUAAAUAAAUAAAUACAUCUCCAGUGUAUUGUACUUGAAGUAGUAUUGAAGAACCUGUGUGUGUAGCUGAAUUAGUGUUGAUACUUAGCAGCGGCAGCAGCAGCAGUACCACCGGUAGUUGUACAGUGUGGCUCGCAUUUUUUUGCAACUGAGCAGCCGUUCCCAUAUAGCAGUCACACUUGCAUGCCCGGCGUAACAGCGGGACUUGUCGGCGCUGCCUCGCUGCGUUUCCCGGACGUGACAACAGGUCCGUCUAAGCCGCGGCGAUAGCAGUGGAUGCACGUGUAUGCCGUUAGUCUGACGUUGCAGAGCAAAUGACGUUGCCGGAGAUCGUGGCAGUACUAUCCUAACCUGGACCACCGAGCAUACGCCAGUUGUCUCUUGGCCAGGAGCAAACACAGUCUGUUGAAGUGACGCUUGAUACGAGUAGGAAAACAUGAUUGUGUGGCGUGGAUUCUCCAGUGUGGAGGUACCGGCGGCCGUAUGCCUGCUGUUGCUGACUCUAGCCGUGCAGCACAAGACGACGGCGGUGCUGGGCAACCUGGCCACGUGCCCGUGGGUGGACCGCUGUCGCAUGGAGACGGACACGACGCUGUACACGGGCAGUGCCGGCGAGUACACGGGCCGAUGCAAGCCGCCGUACGAACCGCUGUGGCUGGCGAAGAGCACGACCGUUCAGUGCAGCGCAGGCGUAUGGAGUCAGCCGCCGCUGGAAUGUGGCGAACGCUGGCAGCGCCUCUGGUGCGACUUUGACCAGGGCGAGGGGACACAGCACUGCACGCUCUUCAACAACCCGCGUAUCACCAUAGCGACGACGACGGUUGCCAUGACGGACUCGCGGCAACACCCGUACGGCGGCUUUGUGGAGCUGCGCGGCGGUGGUGAUGGGGCGAAUCUAACGUCGAUUGAAAUCGACGAGCGGCAUACAUCACCACCACCACCGGUCUCAACUGCCCCGGCGGCAAAUACAUCGGCGUCAGCUGCGGCAUCGGGAGCCAUCAAGAACGCGUCGUCCGCAUGCUGGCUAGAGUAUUGGCUAAGCGGCGACAGUGAUUGUCUCGAGGUCAGCGUCGUGGACAGGUUCAACGUAUCCGCUCGCGUACCCGUCGCGCUGCCGAACUCGACACGCGGCACGUGGUCUCGGUACCGCGUACACGUUGGCCGUACAGCUCAGGGGGACGUGCCCGUGUCUCCUUACCAUUAUGUACUCGCCACAAACGCCUCGCGGCAGUGUACGGUGUACGUGGACGACAUUCGCUUGCUGGGUGCCGACUGUCCGCCGUCGUUGCUGGCUCUCCACCGUGCCACCCCGGAGACAUCGCGGCCCAACGACCCGUGCAGUCCUGGCGGCAAGGAGAUGUCUCACGGCGGCCAGCGCUCCUGCUUCUGCCCGCGCUAUGCCUACGGCGCGGGACAGACGACGCCGCGCUGCUCCUCGAGCAACACCAUUAGCAGUGAUCUGUUCUACUGCACGUUUGACGAGGGCCACUCCUGCGGUAUGGGGCUGGGCGUCGGCACUGCCAUGCGCAGGGGUAGUCGUGACACGGCGGACGAAGUUGGCGACUACUCCACGUCGCAGACGGGCUAUUACCUGACACCCGUUGGCACGGCAGCGGGAGGGGAGCUGCGGUUUCCGCGCGGUCCUCAGGGCAAGGCAUGCAAGAUCGAGUGCUCCGUGUCUUGGAUCAACCCCACGCAGAACAACACGUUGACGAUGAUCAUAGACGGCACGACAGUCAACGGAAAGUAUCUACCCGGUGGCACUGCCAUUUGGCGAAGAGCCGAGUUCGACCUCUCCUCCGUCGCUAUACGGUCGACGUCCGUCACUCACUACCAGACCUUCGUCUCCUGGUCGCGGUUCCGCAUCGACAACGUCAUUCUACGGGGCUGCGACUACGGCACGUUUGGCGCCAUGCGCUGCACUUUCUACUCGGGCCACAGCUGGGUGGUGGCGCUGCGCAACAACGCCAACGGCUACCACUGCUUCUGUAGGCCAGGCUACACGGGGGAGGCGUGCGAGAAGUCGUGCUGUGCGGCCGGUUACCGUGACUACGACUGCAAGACGCCGUGCCCGCCGACCAAGCGCUGGGGGCCGGCGUGCGCGUUCCCAUGCCGAUGUCCCCACGGCGUGGCGUGCGAGGGCGCUACGGGCGCGUGCCUCUGCGACAAGCCGGGCAUCAGCGGGCACAACUGCAGCACGCCAUGCGACCCCAGUCACUACGGAGUGGGCUGCGUGAAGAAGUGCGAGUGCCGCAACGGAGCGGCGUGCAACGCCACCGACGGCGCGUGCUCGUGCUCCGCCGGUUUCCACGGCGAUCGAUGCCAGAGCGCGUGCCCGGCGCUGACGUGGGGCGAGGGCUGCGCGAGGGCGUGUCAGUGCUCGAACAGCGCCGGCUGCGACCCACGCACGGGCACCUGCCAGUGUCCUAAGCAGUUUGCCGGCGCUAACUGCAGCCAGUGCGCCCCGGACUACUCCGGUGAGCGAUGUCAACACCACUGCCCCUGUGACAACGGUGGAGUGUGUCCGAGCAGCCAGCCGGGAAAGUGCCGGUGUCCGCCCGGUUACCAAGGCAAACGUUGCCAGCGGCGAUGCAGUGCCGAUCGCUGGGGCCAGGACUGCGGCCAGGCAUGCGAUUGCCGGAACGGCGCUGCCUGCAAUCGGGUGACUGGUCGGUGCGAGUGCGAGGCGGCGUUCACCGGGGCCAAGUGCAAUCGAUGUGCCCUCGGCUACUCGGGCGAGACGUGCCAAGACUACUGCCUGUGCGCUCACGGCGGCACUUGCCACAACGGCACCAGCACCUGCACAUGUGCAUCAGGGUUCACCGGGCCGCGCUGCGAAGCUACAUGCAGUCCAGGCACCUGGGGUGUCAACUGCCUCAACAAGUGCGCCUGCCAGAACGCCACUAGCUGCCAUCCGCAACUCGGCUGUCGGUGCGUGCGAGGCUUUGCCGGGGUCUACUGUGAGCGGCUGAUUGUCUGCCCCGACGUUGUCCUCCCGCCAACUGUCCUCAUGGUUUCGCAGCAGGGUACAUGGUAUAUGAACCGCACGCAGACGCAGUGUCCGACGGGGACGGUGCUGCGUCGUGGGCAGCACCACCGCGUGUGCCAGCGCGACGGUACCUGGUCUGGAUCGCCAGCCGAGUGCGGACAGUACCCGGCCGACGGGGUAGCAGUGUGCCCGCAGCAGUAUGCGAACACGUCGCGCGGCUUGUUCCUGUGGCCGGCCACGCCGGCCGGAGAGACCAGACGAGUGCUAUGCCCGGUGACCGUCGACGACGAGGAAGUGGGUCUGGCAAGUCGAGAGUGUCUCCUAGCUGUGUCGUCGACCGACAAGCGACGACACAGCAGCUGGGACGCCGCUCAGACCGCCGCGUGCCCGUUCCUGAGCGCACGCACUCGCAAGCUCAACAAGAUUGCGCGACUUGCGGAUACGAUGCUGAAGAGCAUGAUGUACAGUAUGUACUCGAUUGGAACCCUCGCAACAGCCACCGAGGAAUUGACAGCGAACGCAACCGACCUGGACGGUGACGAAGUGUUUCUGACGGCCGAUAUAGUAGACGCACUGGCCAGCAGCUCUGCAGACGUGUUCUCGGCUCUGCAGACGCACAACUCCACGGAAGUCGGCCGGGUGACGUCGUCGUUCGUCAACAUCGUCGGCAGCAUUUCGGUCUCCAGCGUGCUGGCAGCGCGGGCCCCCGUCACCGCGGCGACGAAUGGUCGUCGCCGAAGAACGACCACUGCUGACGACGUGGGCAGCGUCGGUAGUGAUAUCCACCGAGCUGCGGAGACGUUUGUGGAGUCGCUACCUCUGUGCGAUGACAACGAGAAGCUAGUGAGUGCGUCUGGCAGUGCUCUCUUGGCUAGUAUCUGUCCGCACACGAGCAGCGACUACGAACUGCAGCUCAACACCAGACAGCGGUCUUCUGGCCGCAACGCUUCCGCACUCGACUUCACCAGGCUCAACAUCACCAUCGGUGCAGGACACGGUGACAGGGACAGCGGAGGCAACAGCGGUAGCAGCGGUGCCGGUAUAUCGUUUCGCAUGCCGCACGAAGCCUUACACAAAGCCGGUGCGCGAGAGAGCCAGCGCGACAAUGCCUACUCCUGCCGACGCGCUAAGGCAAACUUUGUCGUGUACGCCCGCUCCAACGCCAUCUUCCCGGUCGAUGCGGGGAGCAACGAGUCUAUCGUGUCCCCGGUGAUCUCGGCCAAGGCUGGCACCGCGGAGAAGCUGCAGCUGAACUCGUCCCAGGUGAUCAUGACAUUCCCGCUGGAGAGCAUUGAGGCCGGACUGAGCACGGCAUUCCACCUGCACUAUCUGACCUGUACCUACUGGAACACUACGUCGCUGCAGUGGAGCACGGACGGCUGCUCGCGGGUCUUGCGCAACAGCAGCGUCGGUACUCCCGUGGCUGUCCAGUGCCGUUGCAACCACCUGACGAGCUUCGCCCUGAUGCUGCGGCCGCCGUCGAAGCGUGGUGCGGACGCGCAGUCGUUGUCGGCGCAGGGCGAUCACCACGCCAGGGCGCUCAGCAUCAUCUCGCUGGUCGGCUGCUCGCUGUCCGUCGUCUGUUUGCUCAUCACCAUCACCAGCAUACUGGUUUUCCGGGAGCUGCGUCAGCGUCUGCGCCAGCGCAUGACCGUCUGCCUGUCGUUCUCGCUGCUCGCCGUCAUGCUGCUGUUCAUCGUGGCCGGAUUCGCCGGCCUCGACGGGCGCGCGUGUCGCACUGUCGGCGUGCUGCUGCACUAUUUCCUGCUGGCCACGUUCACGUGGUUACUGCUGCAGGCCACGCUGCUCUACCGGCAGCUGGUCGUGGUGUUCCAGUCGGUGUCCGAGAAAUUCUUCACCAAAGCCGCCGCGCUGUCGACCCUGGUGCCCAUGGCGAUCGUCACGGUUACGGCCUGGACCACGGGGAUGAGCGCGUACAGCGGCAGCGGCUUCUGCUUCCUGGCCACGGACGCGGCGUACUACGGCGGCUUUCUGGGCCCGCUCAUCGCCAUGGUACUCUACAACGGCGUGGUGCAGAUCAUCGUGACGUUCCGCGUGGCCCAGUCGGACGCCAAGCGUCGCAGCAUGGACAGCAAGCCGCAACUGAACAGGUUCAUGUUCCUGCUGAACCUGGUGGUCUUCCUCUCCACCAUCAUGGGCACGACCUGGCUGCUGGGAACGCUGGCGGCGUUCAUCGACAGCCUGGCGCUGCAGUACGUGUUCGCGCUGCUGUCCACUGUGCAGGGCGCCGUCAUCUUCUACUUCAACACGCUGGCAUCGGACGAGGUGCGCGUGAUCCUCCGCAAGACGUACAAGACACUCUCUGUGCACUCUACGCUCUCCUACUCUCGACGUCGCAACUCCAGCGUGUCGGCCACAACGCCGCACCUGCACAGCUGCAGCUCCGUGCCGUCGUCGAGCCGCGCACGGGCAGCAUCCUCUGGCAUGUGCGCCUCGGACACGAGCUCGCACUCGCACGCGCCCUCGUCCUUCGUCGUCAGGCCGCCGCAGGGCAGCGUGCGAUCGUCGGGCCACCACCGGGUCACCGGCUCCGCCAGCAACAGCACCAGCUGCUUUGCGGGCAACGGCAACGACGACAUCUGUGGCGACGCCAGCAGCUGCGGCGAGGACGUCAGUAUCUUCAGCGACUUCAAGGACAACGCCAGCGGUGAGCCGCUCUUCCACCACGUCGCCACCGCAAGCAACGGCGGUGGCGAUGUGGCUGCUCCGGACAGGAUCAUAGUCAGCCGGCGGAGGUCCAGUGGUGCCAGCCGCGGCACGGAGCAGCAGGCACUCGGCAUUGUCGAUGAUGAGUCACACGACAUCUCGCCACAUCGGCCGCCCCUGGAACACCUCACCGUCGAUCACCUGGGCGGCGGCCGCUGGGGCAGCAGCGGCCACAACAAACGUCACUACUCGUGCAGCAGUGCGGACAGCCAGAUGACUCCUGUCGUGGAGGUGGAGGUCAACGACCUGGGCUCACAGGGGGACACUGACUGCACCCUGGAUGCUCACGAUGACGGCAACAACCUGAUGAGCUCAUCGACGUCGCCGGAACCCAGCGUGCUCAUGCUGUCGGGAUUCAACUCGGUCACGUCGACGAUGCCAAUGGGCUUCGACUUGAUGGCGGCGGGCAACUGUCGGACUGUGGAAGCGAUGCUGGGUGGCGAAUCGCCGGUCUCCGAAGACGCAGUGGCCAAGUCGAUCACGGAGAUGUCUCCGCUGGCCAGCAGCACGGCACUGGAACACGACAGCCUGACUAGCAGAGGGAUUCGCUUCACGCGUGACCUGCUGAGCAUGACCCGCUUUCAGCCGGGACGCCAGCUCAGCGUUCAUGACAAGACGUCGCCGGACAGCUUGCGUCAGUGCUACAGUGAAUUUGAGGUACGAAGCUUACUGAAACAGUCCACCGUUGACUCGGUGAAUGAGUACAUCCCGCAGACAACGUCCCAGCAAUUUGUUCCACAGCCAAUGCUGCAGUUCUGUCCGACUGCUACUCCCAGCACCGGAGUGGAUGCUGGUUUAGAUCGUCCGCUAUCCGCCAAACACACGUCUCCGCUGUCUUCUGCUGUCCAUGUCCCGGCGCCGCCUCCAAGCACCCCUCGUCGCCCGGACGCUGGCUCUGGCAGUGAGCGCCGCGCCGCGGCAGCCUACUUUGUCAGCCCCAGGUUUCACGACGCGACGGCGGGCGGUGGAGAUCUCGCACCGGCGGCGCACUCCACCACCAGCUGCUAGCUAGCGGAGCAGUGCCGGCCUGGCCUGGCCCAUCUGUGCAGGACGGACGGCGUGAGUACGCUAGUGUCUGCUGUGUGACCAUGGCAACUCUAGCCUGGGUAGUGAGUGUGUCAUAGCAGCACUGUGUGAUGAAGAUCUGCACGUUGUUGUUGUUCUCUGUAACUAUGCAGUCCCUGCAGCCACUGCAAUGACUUGCUUCGAUAGUGACGUCGCUAAUGCCGCUCUAAUUAGGCUUGCAACCGCCACAGCUUUCUAAAUGUGUUGCCUUCGCUCGCUGUAUUCUCUGCAGCGCAAUAUAGCGUGUGUGUGUGUGUGUGUGUGUGUGUUUUGCACGUGCGUGUUUGCGAGGGUCUUGUGUGUGUGUGUGUAUUUGUAUGUGUAUGUGUGUGGGUGCAUAUUGCUGUGCACGCACCUGUUUGCAAUAAUUUAAUGCCACGUUGAUAUCAGCGUGUCGCCGUGACAACCAGUUCAUACACUACACAUCAACAACGAGAAAUCUAUCAAGCUUUAGUAUCCACAUACCGGUACUUCGAAGCGUGUUAUUUGUAAUUUUCCUAACCCUCUGAAGUUUGCCGAUUUUCUAUGCGUAUUGGCCAUAAUUAUUUAGGUGCAUCUCACACAUGGCAAUGCGGCUGCACGAAUAGUUUUCGGAUUCUAACUUAGCACACGCGCGUAAUUCUGUCAUGAUAAUGUUUCUCAUGCCGGCCCAGCUUGC